Molecule: messenger RNA, 7901 nt
Organism: Ylistrum balloti
Lineage: Eukaryota; Metazoa; Mollusca; Bivalvia; Pectinida; Pectinidae
Product: importin-7-like
Exons: 27
Coding region: 60-3170 (1036 amino acids)
Biological process (GO): protein import into nucleus
Cellular component (GO): cytosol; nuclear envelope
Molecular function (GO): small GTPase binding
Source: RefSeq, a predicted model, not a curated record
GCCAGAGGGCAAUCGACCAUCUAAGAUUUGACAUUUGUCGUCCAUUAAGCCCUUCGAAAAUGGAUGUUGGAAAACUCGUUGAAGUGCUCAGAGCGACUUUGGAUCCUAAUCAACGCGAACAAGCUGAAGAACAGCUACAUGAGGUCCAUAAGAUAAUUGGUUUUACACCCAUCCUACUGCAAGUAGUGAUGUCAGACCAGCUAGACAUGCCAGUAAGACAAGCAGGUGUGGUCUACUUAAAGAACACAGUCACCCAGUUCUGGCAGGACAGGGAGGUUGAAAACCCAAGCGACCCAGUUCCGUUCAAUAUUCAUGAGCAAGACCGCCAGACAAUCCGCGAGAACAUGGUAGAAGCGAUCAUACAAGCUCCAGAGCCUGUUCGUGUUCAGUUAUGUGUUGCUCUUAGCCACAUCAUCAAGUACGACUACCCAGGCCGCUGGCCAACUCUAGUGGAAAAGAUUGCUAUGUAUAUGCAUGCUGACAACCAUGGCGCCUGGAUGGGUGCACUCAUGUCACUCUACCAACUAGUCAAAGUCUUUGAGUACAAGAGACCAGACGAACGCAAGGUUUUACAUAAUUCGAUGCAAGUGAUGCUGCCUAUGGUGUACCAACGAUGCCUGGAGAUGCUCCCUGACCAGUCAGAACAUGCAGUAUUGCUGCAAAAACAGAUCCUCAAGAUUUAUUAUGCAUUCAUUCAGAAUUACCUGCCCCAAGAGGUUAUAUCUAAGGAAGUGUUCACUCAGUGGAUGGAGUUGAUCAGACAGAUUGUUGACCGACCUGUACCAGAGCAGACCAAUCAGAUUGACGAGGAGGAAAGAGCAGAGUUGGCCUGGUGGAAGGUCAAGAAAUGGGCUGUUCACAUACUUACCAGGAUAUUUGAAAGAUACGGCAGCCCGGGAACUGUAAUUAAGGACUAUACAUCUUUUGCUGAGUGGUAUCUCAAGGCAUUCUCGGGAGGGAUAGUGCAAGUCCUUCUCAAGGUACUGGAUCAAUAUCGCCAGAAACUGUAUGUGGCCCCGAGGGUGUUACAGCAAACCAUCAACUACCUGAACCAGGGGGUCAGCCAUGCAUUUUCCUGGAAGUUUAUCAAACCACACAUUCAGAGUAUUAUCCAGGAAGUUAUCUUCCCCUUGAUGUGUCACAGUGAUGAGGAUGAAGAGUUGUGGAACACCGACCCACAGGAAUAUAUACGUAUCAAAUAUGAUGUUUUUGAAGAUUUCCUCUCACCAGUCAUUGCUGCUCAGACCUUAUUUUACUCGGCUGCAUCAAAGAGGAAGGAGGUCCUACAGAAGGCGAUGGGGUUCUGUAUGCAAGUGCUUACACAGCCUGCCAUUGAACCACGCCAAAAAGAUGGUGCUCUCCAUAUGAUUGGAGCUGUUGCAGAAAUACUACUGAAGAGGAAGAUAUACAAAGACCAGGCAGAGAUGAUGCUCACAACGCAUGUUUUCCCAGAAUUCACUAGUGAACAUGGUUUCCUUCGAGCCAGAGGUUGCUGGGUGCUGAAACAUUUUUGUGAGCUGAAAUUUCGAAAUGAUGCCAAUCUGCUCCAAGCUCUUGAAUUGACACAGAAAUGUUUGUGUACAGACAAGGAAUUGCCGGUGCGCGUUGAAGCUGCCAUAGCCAUGCAGAUGCUAAUCACAGAACAGGAGAAAGCUAAACAAUAUGUACAGCCACAUGUCAAGCCAGUAAUAUUAGAACUUCUUAAGUUAAUACGAGAAACUGAAAGUGAUGAGCUGACAAGUGUGAUGCAGAGAUUAGUGUGCACAUAUACUGAUGAUGUCAUCCCUAUUGCAGUGGAGAUGAUGACACAUCUUGCCCAGACAUUUGCCCAGGUUAUAGAUGCAGACAUUGAGGGUUCAGAGGAGAAGGCCAUUGCAGCUCUAGGUAUCCUCAAUACUAUGGAAACCAUUCUGACUGUGAUGGAGGACCAGAAAGAGAUUAUGACCCAGCUUGAAGGAAUUGUUUUAACUGUGAUAGGCGUAAUUUUACAGAAAAAUAUAAUGGAUUUCUAUGAAGAGGUGCUGUCAUUGAUUUACAGUCUAACAAGUACACAGGUGUCUCACCACUUAUGGCAAGUCUUUAGAAUGUUGUACGAAAUGUUCCAGAAGGAUGGCAUAGAUUAUUUUACAGACAUGAUGCCAGCGUUACACAAUUACAUAACAGUGGACACUCCAGCCUUCCUGUCCAACCCAGAAAACCUACAGAUUAUAUACAACAUGUGCAAAGCUGUGAUGUCUGCUGAUAUAGGAGAGGAUGCUGAGUGUCACGCAGCCAAGCUUCUAGAGGUCAUUUUACUACAGUGUCCUGGACAAGUAGACCAGGUUGUGCCCUCGUUUGUGGAAUUGGCGUUACAGCGAUUGACACGAGAGGUGUUGACAUCUGAGUUACGGACAAUGUGUUUACAAGUUGUGAUAGCAGCCAUGUACUAUAACCAGCCACUUCUACUGGACACAUUGGGCAAAUUACAGAUACAAAACAUCACUGGUUCUAUAAUGCAGCAGUUCUUAAAACAAUGGCUUCAUGAUGUUGAUUGUUUCUUAGGGCUUCAUGACAGGAAGAUCAGUGCACUAGGGUUGUGUGCUCUUGUCAGCAUGGUAACCAAUCGCCCUAACGAUGUCAGCCAAGUAGGAUCACAGAUCAUUCCAGCUCUUCUUGUUCUGUUUCAGGGCUUGAAACGUGCUUAUGCAAGUAAAGCUCAAGAUGAAAAUGAUGAUUCUGAUGAUGAAGACGAUGAAGACGAAGAGGAGGCAGAUGGCAAUGAAGAGCUUGCAAGUGAUGAGGAUGAGAUUGAUGAAGAAAGUGCUCAGUAUAUGGAAAAAUUAGAGGUAGCAGCCAACAAGGAUGACGACAGUGAUGCAGAAUACACAGAUGACGGAACAGAAGAAACAGCAUUAGAGAGUUAUCAAACACCUCUGGAUGAUGAAAAUUCCACUGUGGAUGAAUAUCUGGUGUUUAAAAGUAUACUGCAAUCUAUACAAACAAGUGACCCAGAGUGGUACAAUGUGCUCACAGGACAGUUGACUGAGGCACAAAGCAAAGAGGUGGAGGAUGUUUUCAAACUUGCUGAACAACGUCGUGCUGCAGCAGAAUCCAAGAAAAUAGAAGAGCGAGGAGGAUAUGUAUUUCAAAAUAUGGCGGUUCCACGGAACUUUGAAUUUGGCACAAAUUAACCAUAGUGAUCGCUCCAGUCAAUCCCACAUGUAAGACACAUGGUCAGAGUGUGCAACUGGCCACUCCCCUAGUUACCCCACCCCAUCACAUGAUCCUCGCUCACAGCCGCAUCAGUCAUGCCGAUUCUUGGUGUGAAAUGACUUGGAUUACCAAAUAGAGCAGACACUACCUGAUGUAGAUCACCUUUGUUCUGGUUCAAAAAGACCAUUUUGGUGCACCAAAGACAAGUUUACAUUGGGGGUGUAGGAAUGUUUGAUCACUGCAUAAUGUAUCGGACAUCUUGCUUCCGUGGAGAACUAAAAGAAAUCUCAAGAUGUGCGUUGUCCAUUCACUUGUGAUAUUUACUGAGAUAAUGUAUGUAAAAUACAUACGUUUAUUGAAUAGUGAUGCGAUAAGAGAUGACCAAACAAAGACUUGAAAUGGCCAUGGAAAUUUUUGUCAGUACGGUGAUCAUGGCAGCUUUCUGCAGUUGUGCUUGUUUUCAGCCUUGGAGUUUACCCCUAUUUUUAACAAAGUACAUGCAUUUGGUUAUGCUUGCCAGCAUUUUGAAUACUUGAUAAUAUCUUUACAAUGAAGUUGGAUCAAGGACACAGAAGCAAGAAAAAAGGAUGAUGUUAUCUAUAUUUCAUAAAGAGGACAAAUGAUCAGUAAUUUCAAUCAUAGUACUUCCUUUCAUUGCAAUUCGAUGUUGCAGAUGUUUUGUCCCUGUUUUUUACUCUUUAAAACACCAGCUGUGAUCUUGAGUGUACCAAGGAAAGCCAUAUAAAAAUGAACCAAUUGACUGUAUAGUGAUAUUAAAUCAUCAAAUAAAUUACCAAAUACAAAACAGUAACUAUAGCAACCAACAAGUUUGGUAUUUUUCCAGAGAUGAUGGCAGUAAUGAGGUCAGUCUGGCUUGUCUCUAAACCAAGGUCCAUUCCUUUGUUCAUUAAUGUACAGUGAAAAAAUAUUGAUAAUUAGCAUGUGCACAUAUUUAAGAAAUUGUUCCAUGUUUUUUAUGUUCACAAACUUAUUAUUCAAUCAUGGGAUAAGGUUAUGGUUUUACCUUAUUGUUGGUGUGUGUAGGGUAGGGAAAUUAUAACCAAUAACUUAUUGUUUAUAUGCCAACAUCAGAAAUUUUUGUGAGGAAUAUUGCUUUGUGACUUUAGUAGACAUAAAAUAUCCAAGAUAUGAAAUCCCUUUUACUUUGCCCAUAAUACUUCCCCCCUUCCCCCCCACGAAAAAAAAAAAACAAAAUCUUAACCCCACAAAAAUUUGUGUAUAUAUGUUGAGUGGUUAAAGGUGGUCAUCACUGAAGAAAACAGAUAGAAUUAUAUAAUUUACAUACUGGAAUUUCACUUUUUGUUUAUCCCUAAUUUAAUACUUUAUUCCACUGAUGUCCAAAAAAUGUUCUGUUACAUAACUAAUGAAGGAAAUCCCAAUCCGAUUAAACUUGUCAGAAUGAGUAGAUAACAUGUAAAUUAUGCUGCUAUAUUUAGCCUUUGAAUCCCAUAAUGAUUUGCCAAUAGCACAUGUAAUGUUGAAAAUGACGACCAAAAAGUGUGCAGAGGAAAACUGACAUAAUCUGUCACCAAGAAGAGAAAAUUAGAUUGGCAAUACCAAUGAAUUCUGCAUGAUGUGAUAAUACCUUAAAUCUACUCUGUAGAUUAUUAAAAGAUUUGCCUUGCUGUCUUAGUUGUUGGGACAUUAACUUUCCAUUUCAAUACUGUCCCACAUUUUGGCAUGCUCUUCGUUUGUUCAUGUUGCCUGGUUUUCAAUAUUAAUUGUCACUCUUCUAAAUAAGCUAGAGAUUACACUGUUGUAAGGAAGGUGAAGAAAACAGGAAUAGACAUCUAAGAGCAAUGCCUAUUUAUGUGGGAAAGUUGAGAAGAUGCUUAAAUUUUAUUAGGUGGGUGGUUACCAACUUCAGGACUAUUGUUUCAGAUGAAUCAUUAUAUUAUGAAAUAACUUGAAUAUUUCACCUAUGCAAGAAUUCCACUUAAAAAUUCUGUUUGGGUAAAAUGAUGCAACCCGCAUUGUAAUUUAGGCCUGGAUAUUGUCUUUUGAAUACAAGUUAUAGGAUGGAAAGCUCCAAUAGGUCUUGAUUACAUCUGUGAUCUUCAGGUAUCUUGGGGUUCCUUCAUUUUCAUUUUCCUUGUAUGUUUUCGUGGGUUUUUUUUUUUUUUUUUGUCACAUGUAACAUCUUGCAAUCAGUGUAGUAUCAUAUACACAUGCAUAGAAAACCUUGCACAACACAUAACGCAAAUUUCUAUUCUACUGACACAGUGAGGUGUUUCAAUAUGGCUUUAAAUUUUAAGUACAAUAUACAAUCGUAAAUAUGAUGCAAUUUUCCAAAGUAUAUUUAUCUAAAAAAUUAUAUUUUCGCGGACUUUUUAACAUGGUUCUCAAUCAAAUUGUAUUUGUAGAAUUCCAGUUAAACAGUCAUGAAUACAGGAAACUUAUCCACAAAUUAGACCUGAAAGUAGCUCUUGAUGAGAUGAGGGAUAUAACUCCUUGAAAGUUUGGUUUUGAAAUCAUCAAAAUAAAGAUUGGUGAUUGUAAGAUGAAAUGGUAACCAGUUUCAAGAUUAUUUUAAUAAUAGUUGAUUAUUUUGGCAAAUAUUAUAGAAAACAUCUUUUUCCAUUUCAUACUUGAAAAUCAUUGUGGCUUUACACCUAUGAUCUUCAUUGUGAUGUCAUAGUGUAAUCUACAAGUGUGCGACAGCAUAAACUUUAUGUCAGUAGCUGACAUAGCAGUUAUGUUGUUGGUCUAUGAGUUCAUCAAAGUUAUUUUCAGGCCUUCAGAAAACAAAAAAUAUUGUGUGAAUUUAACACUGGGGUUCAUUGUAGCAUAUAAUGUUUCCUUCAACUAUAGUUACAUAUAGUGUACAUUGUACUUAUUGAAGUAUUGCAUGUAUCAACAGAGAUCUUGAUCAAUGUAUAACUCGUUUAAAAGACUUGGUGAUCUAAUUUAUAAAUCACUGUGCUGAAAUAUUCUGUUGUGCUUUGUGUACAAAACUUAAAUAGUGCAAGUGGCCCGGUACAUGUACCUUAAAGUUGUUAAAUUGAUUUCUUGUUGCUGUAAUUUGUUUUGUUAAUAGUUAAAAUUAAUGUUUCGAUUUAACAGAUGUUUAAGGGCAACGUAUGUUACUCCAGGCAUUGCCCUAACAUCAGAUGUUUUUCUUUUUAUAUGAGAUUAUUUCUGGAAAGUUGUAAUCCAUUUUCUGAUAAAUAUAAUGGUGCUGUUUAGCAAAUUGAAUGUUUAAUUUUCAAGUCAACAGCAACUGAAGUUAUUUAAUAAUAGAAAUUUGUUCAAAUGUUGACUUUGUUAUUAAAUUAUAACCCUUAGGAGGGUGGUCAGUAUGUAUUUUCAGGUUUAGUAUAACAGCACGUAAUUCUAUGUUUGGUAUUGGUGAAAUCUGCUACAAGAGGAAUUGCCAGAAACCAGAUUAGACGCAAGAAUGUGAAUUUAAAUUAUUUAUGAAACCAGUAUCAGAAUAGAAAUAUGUACAACCUUUUGUUGUAUUGGUAAACAAAACAAGGUAUUUAUUGAAUAGGAACUUGUGCAUUAUUCAUAAAACAAUCCAAGAAGAAAAAUCGAAAUUUGCCUGUGGAAACCGGACUUUUUCCUGUGUCACAUCAUUUAUGGUAAUGUUAAUGGUAGUUGUUCAGUUGAUUCAUGACAAACAAUUUGGUAGUAAUAGUUCUUGCUCUUUAAUACAUAAACAAAUCAAAGUACCUUGUAACAGUGAUUUUUGGUACUUGGAUAUUAAAGUCCUGGAUUCAUGCUCUUGCAGGGACUCGCUCAAAUUUUGAAAACUGACUAGUAUUGGGACUCAUCAAAAUUUUGAAAUUGAUGUUCUGCACUGACCUGAAAAAAUUCUACAAAAAUUACUGUUGUAAUAAAUCAGUUAUGGUACUGGCAUGUAAAACAUCAACAAAUUACUUAUAAUGUAAGGUUUCAAUCUACCAGUACUAAGUAUUGAAGUAUGAAGAGCUGUAGAAAACUUCAGAAAUUGUCAAAUCUACUUCAUGUAGAAAUCUAAGAUAAGAGGGAAAUGUACCUGCAAGUACAUGUACGUUACAAAAAAUCACCUAGCAUAUUUUGUCACUUGUUUAUUCUUGAAUAGUGUUCUUUUAUUGGAUAUUCUCAGUUUUAAAGUGAUCAAUAUCAUUUUGAAUUUUAAAACUGUUAUUCACCUAUGUAUAAACUUUUGUACAAAUAGUAAAUGCAUCAGUACAUCAAAAUCAUAGAUAUUUUUCCCAACUUAAUCCCUUCCGAAAUUUCUUUUUUUUUUUUUUUUUUUUUUAGUUUUGAAAUGCUUUUUAUUAAAUGAGCAAAUUAGUUUGGCUAUGUGUGCAUAACAAAAACUGGAUAACUUUGACAUUUAUGUGUCACUGAUGUAGAUAACUUCCACAUCUAUUAUUUUGUAAUACAGAAAUUUUAAAAGUGUACAUAUAUACAUAAUAAAUGAACAAUGAAACAAGUUAACAUUUUCAUGUUGCUGGCUUGAAAUAUGGAUAUUAAUUAGACAAUGUAAAUGGGGUUUGUGCAAAAGCCUAAUAGAUAAUUAGAUUUAUUGGGAAAGCCAUAAAACAAAAUUAACUAAUAUUGCAUGUCAAUUUAAGUUUGAAUGAACCUGCUGCAAAUCAUUUGUGUUGCUGUCGGGUUACAGAGUGUGUUGGUGGCAUGCGGUAAUGAGAAGCUUGUUCCAUUGUACAUAACAAUAAAAAUAUCCCUAUAAAAAGUUA